AUGAAGAGAAGAGUGAAAGAGGAUUAUCGAGGAAUAAUGCCAUCCCCGAAGGCUCUUGCGUUUAUCACACUUGCGACGCCUUCAAGCUUCAUCUCCUUCGAAGCUAUGCGGUUCUUCAAAGCAAAAGACGAUGCUGAUGCUCCACUAAUGCCGGUGGAAUAUUCGAAUUCUGACAGCGAUCUCAGUAAAGAAUUUGGCGCCCGGCACUGGAUCGUCAUCAUUUUGUAUCUAAUCGGAUUGAUUGGAGCUUCAGUUUAUUUACACAAAGCUUUACCAGAUGCCUUGCCAGCCGAAAAGGAUUCCAACAAUUUUUCGGAACUUCGCGCUCGCAGAUUUCUCUUCCAACUUUCCAAUUUCGGACCUAAGCCGGCUGGUUCACAAGCUUGUGAAAAGUUCACGAGAAAUCAUAUUCUGGAGGAGCUGAGAAUGAUCAAAGCAGCGGCAUCUGCAAGUUUUGAGAUUUCUGAGCAAUAUGCCACUGGCUGCUUCGAUAUUCCGCGAUUCGAUACCGAUGGAUUUACUAUCUGUUACAAAAAUGUUUCAAACGUGGCAGCACGUCUGUCGAAGGACACAAAACCCAAUAAACCGGCAAUUUUGCUGAAUUGUCACUAUGAUAGUUGGCCUACGAGUAGCGGCGGCUCGGAUGAUCUAAUAUCUUGCGCGCUGAUGAUGGAAAUCAUCCGCCUUCUUGCUCAUCAGCCGGAGAGCCUUAGAUACGAUGUUAUAUUUUUGUUCAAUGGGGCUGAAGAGUCAAGUCUGCAGGGAGCACAUGGAUUUAUUACACAGCAUCAGUGGCGACAUGUAGUUCGCGCUUUUAUCAAUUUGGAAGCUAGUGGAAGUGGUGGAAGGGAGUUACUCUUCCAAGCUGGUCCUGCAAAUCAAUGGUUGCUGAACUCAUACUUAGCUGCAGCUGUACAUCCACAUUGCUCAAUCAUAGGCCAAGAAAUUUUCCAAAGUGGUCGAUUCCCCGGUGACACAGAUUUUCGCGUCUUUCGAGAUCAUGGUAGAGUUCCCGGACUGGACCUGGCAUUUGUGCAAAACGGCUAUUGGUGGCAUACAGAGUUUGAUGAAGCUCGUAGAAUUACUCCCGGGUCACUUCAGAGAGCUGGAGAAAAUGUCUAUGCUACAUUGCUUCACCUGCUAAACUCACCAUAUUUGGAGAAACCAUCUGAAUUUGGAGAUCAGAAAAAUGUGUUCUUCGAUUUUCUAGGCUUAUUUGUGGUAGUCUACUCAGAAGAUAUCUCCAACGCUAUAAAUGCCAUUCUGAUCAUAGCAGUCCUCAUUUCUGCUGCUAAUCACAUGAGAAAAAACUCGGAAGUCUACAGAACAGCUGUCACGAACUACGUCUGCGUGAUCGUGACUAUGGUAGCUGUCACAUAUCUGAUGACGAAUUUGACAUUGUUAAUUUGGGGUGCAAUGCCUUGGUAUUCAAUUCAUGGUCUGGCUGUUCUGAUAUAUGGUAUUCCAACGUUUUGGGCUGGAACUAGUACUAUGACGUUUUUAGCUACGAGAAUGGAUCAGUCACAGAGAGAGGAAUCGGCCGUAGCAAUCGGAAAAGUGCAUCUAACCCUGCUAGCUGUUGUCCUUGCUCUUUGCAGCAUCAAGGGUAUAGCUAGUGGCUUCAUAUUUGCAUUUAUGCUUUUGCAAGUCAUCGAAGAUGUAUUGCCUUUAUCAACCGAAUGGAAAACACUCGUUGUUCAUUUAAUUCUUUGCACUCCAAGCUAUAGUAUGAUAAUUUAUCUGACUGAAAUGUGCCUUUCAAUAUUUAUUCCAAUCAUGGGAAGGACUGGAUCGAAUCCUGAGCUAUUCAUAGCUGCCUUCACAAAUCUGCCUUCGUUUGUUAUUGUACUGUCGCUACUGCCAAUGCUCACAGUGACUCGUACAAAUCGAACCCAAGAAGAGACAAAAAUUCGAAACUUUUUCGAAAUGAUUGGUGGUGUCUUCGUUGCUGCCGCAAUUGUCCUGUUUAUACUCUGUUUCCUACAUAAAUCUCCCUAUAAUCAUUCCGAUGCGUAUCCUGUAGCACGAAGGAUACAAAUAUUUCAUGCAAAUCGUGCUUUGUACAAUAAAGACGAUGGAGUAAGAGUGAGAGACUCGCCGCUUUACGUAAUUGCACAAGAUUAUCGUGGUGCCACGGAUAUUCCCUUCGUUGAUGGAAAUUAUACCGUACCUCAGUGUCAAUACGAAAGUCCGUAUUGUGAAAUACCCCUUUACUUUCCUACCCGUAGUCGAAUACAAGACAGACAUAUCCGAUAUAGAGUUUUCGACGAUAGGCCUGAAAUUCCUGCCACGAAAAUCAACAUGGUCCAUAAAGAAGAGGGUGAAAAUAGGCUUAUCUAUGAUUUUUUGAUCCAAGGCAGCGGGCAAAUUUCCGUGUUUCUAAUACCUCAAAGCGGUUGGCAAAUUGCCAAUUGCUCAGUGUCAGAGCCUAAAAGCGAAGCAACUACUCGUCCACUCUUCCUAUUUUUGACCUGCAGCGGCAAAAAUUGCGGUGACUGGACCUUCAAGAUCGUUUUGACGCAUCCGGGUAACCCGGUAAAAGAUGAUGAAACCCAACUUCUUGUUGGCGCAGCAAGUCACUACCUUCACGGACCAAAUAUGCAGUCGACAACAAUCAAACGAAUUUUAGCAGAAAUCGUAAAUAAGCGUCAAUAUGAUCCAGCAUGGUCGAUAGCAGCCAGUGCAUGGAAUGUCGAUAUGAUCUACAGAUACUUUUGAAAAAUUAGGAGAUAGGAAAAAUGUAUGAAAUGAUG
Molecule: messenger RNA, 2753 nt
Organism: Cylicocyclus nassatus
Lineage: Eukaryota; Metazoa; Nematoda; Chromadorea; Rhabditida; Strongylidae
Source: the annotation of a GenBank genome assembly